GCACUAUCAUCGGAUAUUGAUCCUUCAACGCUGAGAACCGACUUUGCGAAUGACUCGACUUUUAUCUACAUGCCUUGAAACAUUAUUUUAGAAGUAGCUACCUUCUGAUUAUUGUUGUGUCUCUAACUAAAAUGGGUGUAAGGGGCUACCUCUACGAGUCGUUCUUGCUGUUGGCUUUAUUUUCUUCUGCUGUCCAUGGAGACUAUAUUGAUCACUCAGACCAAGACGAGGGAACUAACGAUGAAGCUAGUGGUUUGACGAUCGUCAUAGUAUAUGGAGUUGUUUUAGCCAUUCAGCUGAUUGUCUUCUUUAUUUUUGCAUGCAAAGCAUGGGAUGCGGUGUUUAAAUCUCGGUCAGUUGCUGAGGAUCCUGAAUCACAGCUGACAAACGAAUUUCCAUUCUUGCCUUCUUAUGAGAUGGCGAUGAAUGAAGUGCGUACGAGUCAACAGAGUAUUGCUAGCAGCGACACAGUUGUUACUACUAUUGACGAUGGUGUAAUAUUGGGGAUAGCUAGUCCAGGUACCACUGCAUUCCAAGAAAACCAAAUGAAUGAGUCAGAGACAAAUCAUUGUGUUGCAAACUCACCGAGAAGCAGAAGCAGCUUAGAUGAUGGAGUAGUUUCAGAAAUCGAGGAAUCAGUCGCUAUCGCGCCUGUGGAGGAAACCGUUAACUUGUAACAUUAUGGUUCAAGUGAAAACUAGCUUAACAGAGCUAAGUUCUCCUAACAGUUGUACUUGCGUCGAAAACAAAGUCAUGGGGCAACUUUUCACAUCAAGUGCAACCACAUAGACAGAAAAUCGAGUAGAAACUUACCAAAAAAUGGUUGCAGUGUGUACACACCACCAAUUUAUGAAGUCUUCGUCGACCAUGGAACUGCGUCAAAAACUUUUAGCUUCUGGUGUAAAUACAUCCACGUAUGAAAGGACCAUGCAGUUAGCAGGAAAAGUAGGAAAUAAAAUCAAAAUUAACCAGUUAUUUUUGAUGCGCGAACAAUAUUGCCUCCUUGUGACAGCGCAUGGAAGUUUGUAAAGUGUUCAUACAUUUAUGAUACUGACGAUAAAGGAGGAACUAUAAAGGAAUUCAAUUCAAGAGCUAGUUUCAUAGUUAGGGAUCUGUCAUAAUUUUUUGUGGGGGGAAGGUUUUCGGAGAUGUCGUUAUCCAUCCCUUCCCCCGGCGAUAAACAAUGAAUGAGCCUUUCAUUGACACUUGCACAUGAGUAACCAAGAAAAAGAAAGGCGCAAAGAUCAGUCAUUUUUAUUGUAAAAGAUUGUGAGUCACUAAGUGGAAAAUGCAUGAAGAAUGAAAGGGAAGAAUUGCAAUAAUUUCCUCGUACAAAAUGCCAAGAUCAAGCACUGACAAAAUAUUAAGUAUUUUUCUAAUAUAAUUCCAUUUUAAGGAAUGUAAAGUGAUGUGUUGGAAUACAGCAGUGAUGACUGAACAGGUGAUCUUGUGGUCUUAUCGAUCGAGUAAGUGUAACCUUGUAAAGGACUGUAUUCAAUAAAAGUUGCUGAAGCUUAGAAAAUGUGAAGUUCAUGGGCAGAAGUCAUCAACAGAGUAAGUAAGGAAUCGUUUGUCA
This is a messenger RNA of Pocillopora verrucosa, 1576 nucleotides long. RefSeq lists its product as uncharacterized. The record is from RefSeq and is a predicted model, not a curated record. Lineage: Eukaryota; Metazoa; Cnidaria; Anthozoa; Scleractinia; Pocilloporidae.